This is a messenger RNA of Bacillus rossius redtenbacheri, 826 nucleotides long. RefSeq lists its product as uncharacterized. The record is from RefSeq and is a predicted model, not a curated record. The coding region runs from base 276 to 737 and encodes 153 amino acids. The transcript is spliced from 6 exons. NCBI's taxonomy places the organism in Eukaryota, Metazoa, Arthropoda, Insecta, Phasmatodea, Bacillidae.
AGUGUCUUAUAAUUUUUCUGUUGGUACACAUGAUGCGUGUAAAAAAAACAUUGUUAUUCGGUGUAUACUGUAAUGCACACGUAUAGUUAUUUAGUUUAAAAUUUACAUCAUAAUGCCUGAACUUAAGGGCUGUAUUUUGGUUUGUAAAAAAUGUGCUUGAUAUUUUAUCAACAUUGUGUAACAUCGGAGACAUUUUAAGACAUUGAAGUGGUAGUUAUUGAUAGGUUGGAGUCUGCGGCAGGUUUGGAGGUUGUGCCUUCCAAAUAACUACGGAAAUGCCACCAAAAAUAAAAAAGGGUGAAACGUUACCUUGGCAUAAAGUAAAGAAUGUUGUGACCUUAAAGAAAGACGAUGUGAAAAGAACAAUUGAAUUAUUAGCUAGGGAUAAGAAGUCAGAUGCUAAUAAGAGGUUUUCUAACUGUGUAUCAAAGAAAAACACUUUGAGAAAAAGAUGCUCAGGACUGCUGCCCGGCUCAGCCACCUACAUGGCCCUGGAGUUGCGCAAGUGCGUCCUGCGGCGAGACUGGACCAGCGCCACGCGCCUGCUGCUGUGCUUCCUGCCCGUCGCCCCCAGGACCCUGGAGCUGCUCGUCUGGAGGGUGUGCAUUUUGAUUCUCUUCCAUCAUCCUUUGUCGACUGAUGAGCUCAGGGAGGAUUUUGUGAGGAUGACGACGGGCGUGGAUCAAGUCGAGGGCAUUUUGGAGAACAUAUUGAGACUCCCUGAGAGACCUUCCUAGAAACAAGUAGCUCUGCGGGUGAAAUAUAUUUUUUUUACAUAUUGUAAUUCUUUUUUUACAAUAAAGAAAUAUUUUUUUGCAAAAAACAA